Cladophialophora immunda is the source of this 477-nucleotide messenger RNA. RefSeq lists its product as uncharacterized. NCBI's taxonomy places the organism in Eukaryota, Fungi, Ascomycota, Eurotiomycetes, Chaetothyriales, Herpotrichiellaceae. The record is from RefSeq and is a predicted model, not a curated record. Bases 1 to 477 code for a protein of 158 amino acids. The transcript is spliced from 4 exons.
AUGUCGCUGGUUGUGGAUAUCAAUCAACAUUCACGCACGAUCUUCACUCCACAGUCGAGACUCUUGUCAACAAUCGCCAAUACCAUCAACAUCAACAUCAACAUCAAUACCACUGCAGACGUCUUCAGAAUGCAGUCCAAGAUGAUGCUCACUGUUGCUUCUCUCCUUGCCCUCUCGCCUGUCUCUCUUGCUGGGCUCAUGCCAAAGUCUCCCAACCCCGAGAUCGCCAUGGAGAUCGGCUGUUACCCUACCGGAAAUGCAGCCAACCCUGACACGGCCAUGGCCUGGGACCUUGCCACCUGUGACGGCCAGCUGAACGGCGACAACUGUCUUCGCUUCUGCACCUGCAACGAGCAAUCCCAGAUCGUGUGCGACAGCAGUGCCAUGAAGGGUUGCAGUGACAAAGAGAUGGCGGCUGGUUGCUCUGCCACUGGCAACAACCACUGGUACUGCAGCUGCUGGCCCGCUAAGGCUUGA